AUGCUGAUACCCCUGAGUGGGCUGCUCUGGUGGUGGUGCUGCUGCUGCUGCUGUGCCUGGUACCACUGUGGAUUGUGUGCCCCAGCUCCCCAGAUGUUGCGCCACCAGGGUCUCCUCAAGUGCCGCUGCCGCAUGCUCUUCAAUGACCUGAAGGUUUUCCUCCUGCGGCGCCCACCUCCAGCGCCCCUGCCCAUGCACGGAGAACCCCAGCCCCCUGGUUUGGCGGCCAACAAUAACACCCUUCCGGCUCUGGGUGCCGGGGGGUGGGCAGGCUGGAGGGGCCCUCGAGAAAGGAUGGGCAGGGAGACCCCUCCUCUGCCACCUCCACCACCUUUGCCACCUUCUGUGGAAGAUGACUGGGGUGGCCCAGCUACAGAGCCACCUGCCUCACUGCUCAGCAGUGCCUCCUCAGAUGACUUCUGUAAGGGAAAGACUGAGGAUCGCUACUCACUGGGUAGCAGCCUGGACAGUGGCAUGAGGACCCCGCUCUGCCGCAUCUGCUUUCAGGGGCCAGAACAGGGGGAGCUGCUGAGCCCUUGCCGCUGCGAUGGCUCGGUCAAGUGCACACACCAGCCUUGCCUCAUCAAGUGGAUCAGCGAGCGGGGCUGCUGGAGCUGCGAGCUGUGUUACUACAAGUACCACGUCAUCGCCAUCAGCACAAAGAACCCUCUACAGUGGCAGGCCAUCUCUCUGACAGUCAUUGAGAAGGUUCAGAUCGCAGCUGCCAUCCUGGGCUCCCUCUUCCUCAUCGCCAGUAUCUCCUGGCUCAUCUGGUCAACCUUCAGCCCCUCAGCAAAAUGGCAGCGCCAAGACCUCCUCUUUCAGAUCUGCUACGGAAUGUAUGGAUUCAUGGACGUGGUGUGCAUAGGUCUCAUCAUCCACGAGGGGCCCUCCGUGUACCGCAUCUUUAAACGGUGGCAGGCUGUCAACCAGCAGUGGAAAGUGCUGAACUAUGAUAAGACGAAAGACUUGGAGGAUCAAAAGGCAGGAGGAAGGACAAACCCCCGGACCUCCUCGUCCACCCAGGCCAACGCCCCCUCCUCAGAAGAGGAGGCUGUGGGCACCCCUGCUCCGGAGGAAGGCCCUGCUCGGGCGGCCAGCCACCCCUCAGGCCCUCUGUCCGAUCACCACUGUGCUUACACCAUCCUGCACAUCUUGAGUCACUUAAGACCUCAUGAACAGCGGACGCCCCAGGGCGGCAGCAGAGAGCUGGUCAUGAGGGUCACUACUGUGUGAAAGGAGAGACCACGGAGGGAGACCGUGACCACGCACAUGCGCACAAGAAAAAGGAGAAGAUGGGCUAGGAAGGGCCCGCCCCGACAGGACGCCGU
Messenger RNA from Phacochoerus africanus (Common warthog), 1331 nucleotides. RefSeq names its product membrane associated ring-CH-type finger 4 (gene MARCHF4). The record is from RefSeq and is a predicted model, not a curated record. Gene Ontology annotation, molecular function: ubiquitin-protein transferase activity; zinc ion binding. The coding region runs from base 1 to 1236 and encodes 411 amino acids. Gene Ontology annotation, biological process: protein ubiquitination. The transcript has 4 exons. Lineage: Eukaryota; Metazoa; Chordata; Mammalia; Artiodactyla; Suidae.